Messenger RNA from Bombyx mori (domestic silkworm), 1880 nucleotides. Its product is annotated as putative gustatory receptor 28a. Gene Ontology annotation, biological process: chemosensory behavior; male courtship behavior; sensory perception of taste. The transcript is spliced from 4 exons. The coding region runs from base 25 to 1257 and encodes 410 amino acids. Gene Ontology annotation, cellular component: neuronal cell body; dendrite; membrane. The record is from RefSeq and is a predicted model, not a curated record. Lineage: Eukaryota; Metazoa; Arthropoda; Insecta; Lepidoptera; Bombycidae.
AAUUAAAACUACAGUAAAAUAAUAAUGAAACGUAAAUUAAAGAAGUUUUUUCCGAACAAAGAAUACAAUAAUAUAGUUGAAGCAACUCAUUUGUGGAAGUUAAUUAGGAAACUGACGGGUUUGUCCGUUUUGACUCUGGAGAGUAAAGAGGGGAAUCGCAUUGAAACACGAUUCAGUUCACUCGGUUUUGUGUUCUUCUUGCUGUGGUUCACAAUAUAUUUUUAUUGCACCUAUAAAGCGCACAAUGAAGAUCAAACGAUAUUGAGAAAUAUAUACAGCACGAAGCUCCAACGUUACGGAGAUGAUUUCGAAAGGAUCACCUCUAUCAUAUAUGUUCUUUACUCAAUGUGGAAACUCCCGUUUCAAAUUAGCGGCAACCGUCUAUUACUACAAGAAAUUGUAGAUAUCGAUAAAGCUAUUGAAAGCGUGGGCGUAACGAUUGAUUACAAGAAAAAUGCAACUUUUGCGCUAUUUAUCUAUAUCGGUCAAAUUGCCACGUACCUCUUUCGUUUAUUCUGUGUGUGGGGAUGUCUUGGAAAUUUGAAUUCACCGGUUCCCGUAGAAAAAUUGUACCAAGACAUAUUCACUGAUGCCUUGUCCCUUCUCCUCACCUCACAGUACUGUUUCUCUUUAGUUAUAUUACGUGAUAGAUGCAGAUAUAUAAAUAAAAUUUUAUGUGGGAUUGAAAAUCGUGAGUCGUCGAGAUUGAGGCUGUUCGUUUAUAGUUCUAUGCCUGGUGCAGAAAAAGAUAUAACCUGUCGGAAGAUUAAGGAUUGCUCUAAGAUCUAUGGAAUGAUUUAUAAGGCGGUAGAGUCGACUAAUAUAACGUACGGUUUUGCCUUAGUGCUGACCAUGCUGUUAUAUCUGAUCUUCAUAAUUUUAUAUAUGUUUUACUUUAUGGAGGCAACCGCAGCCGGCCUGUUUCUAGACACAAAGAAGUACAUUGACUUUUUGAUAUGCGUUUUAUCAGAAUUAUUGCAUGCGAUGUUGAUUAUAUUUUUAAAUAUUUAUUUUAGCGAAGAGACAGUAAAAGAGACAAGAACAACGUCGUUCGUAAUUCAUGGUAUAAUUAACAGUGAUUUUAACACUCAAGCAAAAACUGAGGCUAUCCACUUUUCAACUCAACUUUUGCAUCAGAUACCGAAAUUCACCGCAAGCGGUCUAGUUGAACUUAAUUAUUCAUUGUUAUACGAGGGAGGCAGAAUGGUGUUCACCUAUCUAAUAAUAAUGCUGCAGUUCGUGACCGAAAGAAACUAAUCAAAUGUGAACAAAAAAUUGCAGUUACGAAUACUGUAAUAAACAAAAAGAAUUCUAUUAUAAAUUGCAUAUCAUCAUAAACUAGAAAUAUAGGGGCUAUUCAAUAAUUACAUAAUGACGAUUUUGGUUAAUUUUUACUCUGCUAUCUACGUGUAAACGUGAAAUUUUAUAUAGUUUUCCUAAAAUAUUAAAUGUAAUUAGAAAUUGAUUAGGUACAUAAAUAAUAAACAUAAUUUAAAAAAAAAUUUAAUAUUUUAUUUUACAAGAUAAUUAUUUUGAUUAUACUGUUUUUCGAACUACAAGUAAAAAAGUAAGCAAUUAUCUAAAGGCUUUAAUGUUGCAAUUAAAAUUUAAAAUUAAACAGUAUCAGUUGUUAGCCUUAGCCAAAGGUUUCUGGCAAACAAACAGUAGAAAAUUCGAGUUUGAGAUGUGGAUAUAGACUGAGAAUGUAGAUUAUCAAAUUUAAAACAUUUUCAUUUGAUUUCCUAAAUCCGCUAGUAAUACUAAUAAUUACUAUUGUCAAUAUUUGUUUCUUCUAUCACUUCUUAAAUUCAUAUUAGGUAAAAACCUACCAUAUAUUAUGCAUGUAAAUUAGAUAUAAUAAAGUUGUAGAAAAUAAACAA